Dermacentor albipictus is the source of this 4861-nucleotide messenger RNA. Its product is annotated as hippocampus abundant transcript 1 protein. The record is from RefSeq and is a predicted model, not a curated record. Gene Ontology annotation, cellular component: membrane. Gene Ontology annotation, molecular function: transmembrane transporter activity. Lineage: Eukaryota; Metazoa; Arthropoda; Arachnida; Ixodida; Ixodidae. Gene Ontology annotation, biological process: transmembrane transport.
CGCCUCUAUGGGACCAUUCGUUGCUGUUGGAGUCGGAAACAUCGUCGUCGCGAUCGGCCCUCCCGUUCACCACCUCAACAGGUGACCACUUUCUCCAAGCGCCCCUCUACCAAAAAACAAAAAGGAAAAGAGAACUCGGAUAUCAUCGGGAACAUGUUAGAAUUGCAUUCAACGGGGCUUGUGUGUUCGCUCGAAAAGUGCGGCAAUCGGCGGUCUGUGAACUUGCGGACUCCUUGACCGCUGCAACGAGCCAUGUCUUCGUCAUCGGACCGACGGGAAGAUCGCCGAAACUGCCGACUCGAACGAAGCGUUUUAGGCCUAGUGCUCUGAACCGAAGGGAACCCCCUAACGCCAGCACCACGCAGCCAGCGGCAAAGAAGAGCUGUUUGCGGCGCCCGCGAGCGUCGUCUCGUCUCCGCGUCACAGCGACAAGGACAGCCAGGGGCUUGCCGUUAGUUCUUUUUCAAAGUGCGCUCCGCGGCUCUUCGGGGCCCGGCGAAUCUCCCGACGGAGUUCCCCAUGAACCGAGCGCUCGUCAUGCCUGCCAAAGUGUCCCGCAAAGUUGCGACCAUGAUCAUCCGAAGUCGCAAGUCCAUCAUGAAGGAUGGCUUCAUCACAUCGGGGUUUGGCGAGCCAAGCGUCUACCAUGCAGUAGUGGUCAUCUUCCUCGAGUUCUUUGCCUGGGGACUCCUCACCACACCAAUGAUCACGGUCUUGAACGAAACAUUCCCAAAUCACACCUUCCUUAUGAAUGGCCUCAUUAUGGGAAUCAAGGGCUUCCUGUCGUUCCUAAGUGCUCCCCUGGUGGGCGCCCUGUCGGACGUCUGGGGCCGCAAGUUCUUCCUGCUGGUCACGGUGUUCUUCACGUGCGCGCCCAUCCCGCUGAUGCGCAUCAACACCUGGUGGUACUUUGCCAUGAUCUCCAUGUCGGGCGUGUUUGCGGUCACCUUCUCGGUGGUGUUCGCCUACGUGGCGGACGUGACGGACGAGCAGGACCGCAGUGCGGCCUAUGGUCUCGUCUCGGCCACGUUCGCCGCCAGUCUCGUGACGAGCCCUGCGCUGGGCGCCUACCUGGCGCGGCAGUAUUCGGAUGCCCUGGUGGCUGCCCUGGCGUCGGCCAUCGCGCUCCUGGACGUGCUCUUCAUCCUGGUCGCGGUGCCUGAGAGCCUGCCGGAGAAGCUCCGACCCGUGGGUUCGUGGAGCUCGCCCAUCUCUUGGGAACAGGCUGACCCCUUCUCGGCGCUGCGCAAAGUAGGCAAGGACCCGAUGAUCCUGAUGCUCUGCGUCACCGUGUUCCUGUCGUACCUGCCCGAGGCUGGCCAGUACUCCUGCUUUUUCGUCUACCUGCGCCUGGUGAUGGGAUUCUCGGCGGAGGAAGUUGCAUUGUUCAUCGCCGUCGUGGGCCUCCUCUCAGUCAUUGCACAGACAAUGGUGCUGACACUGCUGAUGAAGACAGUGGGCAGCAAGCACACAAUCAUGGUGGGGCUGCUCUUCGAGAUGCUGCAGCUCGUGUGGUACGGAUUCGGCUCGCAGCGCUGGAUGAUGUGGUCGGCGGGCGGCCUUGCUGCAGUGGCAAGCAUCUCCUAUCCGGCCAUCAGUUCCUUUGUGUCAACGCAUGCGGAGGCGGACAAACAGGGCCUGGUGCAAGGCAUGAUCACAGGCAUGCGCGGUCUCUGCAACGGGCUCGGGCCUGCCAUGUUUGGCUUCAUCUUCUACCUCUUCCACGUGGAUCUGAACGAGGUGCCGCCCAUGACCGCCCCACCCCUCUCCAAUGGAUCUGCAGUGCCCAAUGAACUCAGGUUUGUUCCUGGACCACCUUUUGUUUUCGGUGCCCUGCUGGUAAUGUUGGCAUUGCUGGUGGCGGCAUUCAUCCCCGACAACUCGGGACCAGUCGCCACGUCAAUGUCCGCUUCAACUGCCAGUGGCUCGUCACGAAGCGUGGGCAGCUCGCGGUCAGCACAUCAGUCUGUCCGUGUGGGGGGCUUGGAGCUCUUCCACCACGACGUUGUUCACAAGCGCGGUGGUGACUGCGGAACGUUGCCGCUGAUGCACGACACGGAUCCGUUAUAGUCGGCCUGCUCAUGCCGCUGCUCGAAAGCGUCAUGUUCUGUGUCACCGGUGCGGGGGCCAAAUGAUGUCGCCGAACUGUCACCGGCAAGGGCUGCGGGCUCGGUGGUUGUGACGGUCACCGGCUUGGUUUGGGACCACUGUUUCAUCACGCUUGCACUAUCGGAGUUGCACUCGUGUUGCUUGCGCACCCGUCGCCCACAGUUGUCCGUUUUCCGGAAUGUCUUGAGCAAGAUGCUGCUGUGGAAAGUGCCGCAGCUGUUCUGACCGUUGCUGCUGCUGUGUUCUGUUUGCCUCCGGUGCGGAAGUCCCGUCCCAUCACACGACGGGUGGCACUGUGCGACAGCAGUGAUGGAGACCGCAAGGUCUUUGGUCCCUUGACCUCGCCCAUGUAUGAUGCAGCUGGGUUGAACGGCAAGACUGUGUGCAGUCGUAAGCGAAAAAAAUCCUCGUCGCACCGCUACUACACCAUCGUGACUAUCACUUGUCUUUAUGCCAUGACCGGUGUGACCGUGACGGGCAUUAUUGCCUUGCCUCGUGCUGUCUCCGGCACUGUAAAGCAUUGAAAUGCCAUGUAAGACAGUGCGCAAUAAGUGAUACGGUUGUUGCUGUGUUAUUGCAAUGUUCGACCAUUUUCGAGAGGUGCGACCUUGCGAAUGUUAGCUGAGCAGCCUCCUGUUUGUCGUUGCGUCAGCAGCGUCACGACCACAGAAAGUGUGCAACUCCGCCGGGCGCUUAGCCCCCCCUGAACUGGCCAUCGAUAUCGGCUGCGAGCGCGUCAUUUUGGAAGAUUGCCUUGGUGACACAACCAUACUUUUGUGCGAGAGUGGUUGUGUGUGUCUCUAGCGGUGUGUAGUAGGCUUGUCCACUGCCCAGCACUGUUACCACAAUUCUGACCUCUGCGCAUCGGCUCCAGCGAGGAGGAGAGCUGCGGCACUUAUAUAAGAUGUUGCAUUUUGGACGCUGAUUAAAACCCAACCAUGUUACUGAUUUUCCGAACUGAAGGAGCAUCGCCCGACACCUUAGCUGACCUCGUGUCGAUGGAAUACUGCUAGAAAUUUCUAUUGACAAUAUCACUUUGGACAUCUGUCUUCCUUGUUUUAACCUCGCCAUCGUCAGCUCAUGUUUUCAGCUGUUCUAGCAAGAAUAAAGAAAGCUAGCUGUCACCUGCUUUCUGUUCUUUCCGGUUCUAUUUUUCCAUUUCUAUCUAAGUGGGUAUCAUUGCGCAGAAGAACAAACUGUUACGAACUUCUAAACUGUGAAGGACAUUUGUGGAUUGUGUUUGUUGGAUGUUUAGUGAGGUUACGAUAUCAGUGGAGGGUGUGACGUUUGUUGGGAACACAAACAGUAUUGCUAUCUUCUCCCCACUUUUUUUCUGCUGCUGAUGUUACAAAAUAUUCGUUCCUUCAUGCUUUUUGUUGUCUGUCGUGUUAAUUAUGCAAUGUGCAAAGAGUUUUCCUGUGGCAUUCUACACUUCGCAGUUUCGAGUUACGUGCUGUCUUGUCCCCGGAUAAUGUAAGCGGUGUCGGUUUCCUUUUGGGCAGUCCUUAACCUUCACGAGAAGUGCGAGUGGGAAGAAAAUCAGCCUCUUAUGUUGCACACUGGCAAGAGGCACAUUUCGUGUGUCUCAACUGGUGUCGGUUAAUGUUGUUAUUAAAAUGUAUGCCUAUCUUUAGCUUGUUUAAUUUUUUUUGUCAGUUGGCAUUGCUACCCAGAUGAACCAACUCUGUUGUGUGGCAAUUGCAUUUGCUAGUCAAGAUAGAGGGGUGCAUCACGAGACUGCGGCAAGGUGUUUCCGUGCGGUCAUUGCCUUCUUCAACUGACGCUUGCAGUUUUUUCUUCUUUCUUUCUUUUUCCCUCUAUCUGUGUCAUGCAGUUGUCACACUCGUCCUCAGUUUUGCCUCAUGCCUACAUUGUGCCGUGUUGCACCUAGAAGGGUGGCACUUGUUCCCAGUGACCCACACUUGACUGCGUUGGUGCAGAAAGUGUGGCCGAGAAUACCCGAGCGUGAAGUUUCGUCCCACUGUCUCUCACCACAUUUGUAACUUUCCGUUGGUACCACCUGUACAAAGUUUGGCGAAGCCACUGCCUGUGCUUUCAGUGGUCAAACCGUUGUCUGUGCAAGAAAAAGUGUGCCACGCGACGUGCUGUUUGCCACGCUGGACUCGUUCUUAUAAAACAUGGCUCUCGACUUUACAAUACCGGUGCGACGGGCUCUCGGACCCCGUCCGCCUAUGAAAUUUGCCAAGUGGCGGCGACUACAGUGUGCCGAGGAUUUGGCGCCGCCAUGCGUUGUCUUCAGACAAACCACCCACCGUACGCUCCGUUUUCAAAAGUGGGGUGCUGAAGGAGCCCAGUUUUUUUUUUCUCUUUUUCAAGGCUGGCUACUGCCAUUUCUGUGGACUUGAACAAUGCCAAUGCUGCAAAACUUGACUGUUGUUUCACGGCUCAGGGGCAUUUUGUUUUCUUGUUUUUCACUGUACAGUAGCUUGUGUCGCAACGGCAACCAGCUGCGUGUUUUGUAUUGCAUCUGCUACGAGCACGUCUGCCUUGCGAGCUGUAUGGCAUCGGUGAUUCGAAGUGAAACCAAAGACAUGAAAAAUACAGUUUAGGUUUGAAUGCUGUGGUGCUUUGGUGCUCUUUGAAUUGUGCACGCUGUACUGGUCUGCUGGCUUCCAUGUUUCUUCUUCUGAUCUGUCAGGUAGGCACUUAUCACUUUGGCCAUUAAAGAUUAUAGCAUGGCUGUAUGCACCGAAUGUACAGGACUCUAAUAAAAGAAUAAUUUGCCAGUGGA